Molecule: messenger RNA, 1821 nt
Organism: Knipowitschia caucasica
Lineage: Eukaryota; Metazoa; Chordata; Actinopteri; Gobiiformes; Gobiidae
Source: the annotation of a GenBank genome assembly
AUGGGGGAGGAAGGGGGAGACAGAGGGUGGUUUGAGAGACAGGGGGAAGUUUGGGAGGAAGGGGGAGGGGAGAGGUUUGGGAGGAAGGGGGAGGUUUGGGAGGAAGGGGGAGGUUUGGAGGAAGGGGGGGAGGUUUGGGAGGUAGGGGAGGUUUGGGAGGGAGAGGGAGGUUUGGGAGGAAGGGGGAGUUUGGGAGUGAGGGGGAGGUUUGGGGAGGAAGGGGGAGGUUUAGGAGGAAGGGGGGAGGUGUGGGGGAGGGGGAGGGGGAGGUGGGGGAGGGGGGAGGGGGGGAGGGGGAGGGGGGGAGGGGGGGGAGGGGGGGGGAGGGGGAGGUGGGGGGGGAGGGGGGAGGUGGGGGGGAGGGGGGAGGGGGGGAGGGGGGGGGAGGUGGGGGAGGGGGGGGAGGUGGGGGGAGGGGGGGGAGGUGGGGAGGGAGGGGGAGGUGGGGGGGGAGGGGGGGGGUGGGAGGAGGGGGAGGUGGGGAGGUGGGGGAGGGGGGGAGGUGGGGGAGGGGGGGGGGAGGUGUGGGAGGGGGGGGGGGGGUGGGGGAGGUGGGGGGGGGUGGGGGAGGGAGGGGGGAGGUGGGGGGAGGGGGGGGGGGAGGUGGGGGAGGGGGGGAGGGGGGGGGGAGGUGGGGGGAGGGGGAGGGGGAGGGGGAGGUUUUGGGAGGUAGGGGGGAGGUUUGGGAGGAGGGGGAGGUUUGGGAGGGAGAGGGGGGUUUGGGAGGAAGGGGGAGGUUUGGGAGGGAGAGGGAGGUUUGGGAGGAAGGGGGGAGGUUGGGGGGAGGAGGGGGUGGUUUGGGAGGAAGGGGGGGUUUGGGAGGUAGGGGGAGGGGGUUUAGGAGGAAGGGGGAGGUUUAGGAGGAAGGGGGAGGUUUGGGAGGAAGGGGGAGGUUUGGGAGGAAGGGGGAGGUUUGGGGAAGGAAGGGGGAGGGGUUUGGGGAGGGAGAGGGAGGUUUGGGAGGAAGGGGGAGGUUUUGGGGAGGUAGGGGGAGGUUUGGGGAGGGAGAGGGAGGGGGAGGUAGGGGGAGGUUUGGGAGGAAGGGGGAGGUUUGGGAGGAAGGGGAAGGUUUGGGAGGAGGGGGAGGUUUGGGAGGAAGGGGGUGGUUUGGGAGGAAGGGGGGAGGUUUGGGAGGAAGGGGGAGGUUGGGAGGAAGGGGGAGGUUUGGGAGGAUGGGGGAGGUUUGGGAGGAAGGGGGAGGUUUGGGAGGGAGGGGGAGGUUGGGGGAGGAUGGGGGAGGUUUGGGAGGAUGGGGGAGGUUUGGGAGGAGGGGGGGAGGUGGGGGGGGAGGAAGGGGGAGGUUUGGGAGGAUGGGGGAGGUUUGGGAGGAUGGGGGAGGUUUGGGAGGAAGGGGGGGGUUUGGGGAGGAAGGGGGAGGGGGAGGUUUGGGAGGAAGGGGGAGGUUUGGGAGGAAGGGGAAGGUUUGGGAGGAAGGGGGAGGUUUGGGAGGAAGGGGGGGAGGUUUGGGAGGUAGGGGGAGGGUUUGGGAGGAAGGGGGAGGUUUGGGAGGGAGAGGGGGGUUUGGGAGGAAGGGGGAGGUUUGGGAGGGAGAGGGAGGUUUGGGAGGAAGGGGGAGGUUUAGGAGGAAGGGGAAAGUUUGGGGGGGAGGUUUGGGAGGUAGGGGGAGGUUUGGGAGGAAGGGGGAGGUUUGGGAGGAAGGGGGGAGGUUUGGGAGGUAGGGGGAGGUUUGGGAGGAAGGGGGAGGUUUGGGAGGAAGGGGGAGGUUUGGGAGGUUUGGGAGGAAGGGGGAGGUUUGGGAGGAUGGGGGAGGUUUGGGAGGAAGGGGGAGGUUUGGGAGGAUGGGGGAGGUUUGGGAGGUAG